GUGCCUCCGCACUUCAAGUUCUGGGAUCCCAAAACCCUAACGGCACGGCCCGUCUCAUAUAAAAGGCCUUCGUACCAUCGCCACCGAAACCCUAGAAGGAUCGCACAAGGCAGAACAAGGAGGCAUCCCGUCCUCGCCUCUCUAUCCAGAUCUCCUCUCGGCUCGCUCGAUUGAUCUCGCGAUGUCCACCGGAGAGCUCGCCUGCUCCUACGCCGCCCUCAUCCUCCACGAUGAUGGGAUCGCCAUCACGGCGGAGAAGAUUUCCACCUUGGUGAAGGCCGCCAAUCUGAAGAUAGACUCCUACUGGGCUCCGCUCUUCGCCAAGCUGCUCGAGAAGAGGAGCGUGGACGACCUCAUCUUGAGCGUUGGUUCCGGGGGAGGCGGUUCUCCUGUUGCGGUCUCAGCGCCGGCUGGUGGUGCAGCUGCGCCUGCUGCCGCGCCGGAAGCUGAGGAGAAGAAGGAGGAGCCGAAGGAGGAGAGUGAUGACGACAUGGGAUUCAGCUUAUUCGAUUAGAGAGCUUUGGCUACUUCUUUCCUUUCAAUUUUAAGAUGGAGAAAUUUUCAUUUUAUUCGUAAGAGCUGUCAUCAUUUAGAUUUUCGAUGCUGGAAUGUGUUUGAGUUGAUACAUCUGAAGAGAUCGUUUUACGUUUAUCAAGUGGAAUAUUGAGAUUUCUAUCUGCAAGCAUUUUAUGUUUUAGUUAAGUUUGUAGUGCUCUGGACGAGAAUGAUCAAUAAUCCAUGGUGGGUUCUUAAAUAAUCUUUAAUUCAGUUCU
Molecule: messenger RNA, 773 nt
Organism: Phoenix dactylifera (date palm)
Lineage: Eukaryota; Viridiplantae; Streptophyta; Magnoliopsida; Arecales; Arecaceae
Product: large ribosomal subunit protein P1-like
Biological process (GO): cytoplasmic translation; translational elongation
Cellular component (GO): cytosolic large ribosomal subunit; ribosome
Molecular function (GO): structural constituent of ribosome; ribonucleoprotein complex binding; protein kinase activator activity
Source: RefSeq, a predicted model, not a curated record